Amoebophrya sp. A120 is the source of this 1600-nucleotide messenger RNA. The record is from the annotation of a GenBank genome assembly. NCBI's taxonomy places the organism in Eukaryota, Dinophyceae, Syndiniales, Amoebophryaceae.
AAGGAAAAACACAGGAAACUUAGCCCCCGCUUACCACACUCGUGUAAGUCUAAGUGCGUGAUAAUAUUCUGACUAUAGUAUGAUCUACGUGAUUUUGUUGAUGUAUCUUCUCUGCCGAUCAUGUUGUAGUUAGAUAGAUGAAGAUGCUCUACUAGGCUCUUCUUUUACCACCUUAUUGUGGUUUCGAAAAGGCCUCGUCCACCUGGAAGAGCAAGCCAGUGCCUCGCCCACCUCGACUAAGUAGUUGGUUCAAAAUGAUUUUCAAAAAAAAUAAUCUCAAAAUGUUUCUCGUCGUCGUCUUCCUUUGCAUGGGUUCUAUUAGUUGGACGGACCACAUCAUUCUUUUCCUUGCAAGCAUCGACGAGCGUUCCCCGCGGCCGGCGCAGCAGGAUAAUUCCACAUGGCCACAACCUUUCAAUACUGCAAUACCGACGUCGCGGCCUUCUCCUGCAAUUCUCAAUUGGUCGCAGACUGUGUCGAAGUUUUCGAAAACCACCAUGGCGACGGGGGAUCUUGUUGGAGAUAAUAUUAUUUCCUACUUUUCAAGAACUGUGACUACUGCUGCUCCUGCACCUGCUUCUAUGAAGAUGUUAUCGCGGAGAUCAUGGUCCUGCUCCUGUUGCGUUUCUGCGGUGACACUCUUGAAAACAAGGACCCGGAGACGCGAGGGCAGGAAAAGUAAAAGAGUUAUUUACCCCAGGUGGCCCAGGGAUGUUGACGAAGAGGACAACGAGGCGCUCGCGUCAAGAAGAUCUUCGCCGUCUACUUCAUAUUCCGGGACGAGAACAGGAACUGCAACGAUUGGUACGGUAGCGAAAUCUGUCAACAAGACCUUCUUUUCAACAAAACGAAAAAAAAAUUUUGGGUCUCGCGCCUCUCCCGAUAAUAAGGCGAAGGGAGUUGGCGCGGUCGCCUCUUGUUGCUGGGGCUCGCAGGGCCUGGCACUGUUGAUGACACCCAAGGGGCAUACUACGCCUCUAGUUGCGCGCGACAAGCGUCGAUCCGCUUCCACCUCUAGCACUUUGUGCGCUUCGUUUACCACGCCGGCCGUGCAAGUCAUGUAGCCUCAUAGCGGCGCAGGUCCCAUCUCCCACCUUCGGGGCCUUGGGCUGGGGCAUGCUCAUCGCAGCUACCUUUGGGCGCACAGCUCUGCUUUGGCUUCCUUUGCCCCGCUUGCGCUUUUUCUGCAGCUCGUUGCGGCUGCGACGCGGGCCACUUUGGUAAUCCUCCCAAGGCAUAAAUUCUUCCCCCCGCCCCCUUGCCCCCUUCCGAAACCUGGCGCGGUCGGCGAAUGUGGGCCGCCCACCUGCGCCCACUACGCUUCCGCCUUCGCAUCGAGGGGCGGCACAGCCGCGCCGGGCAGCCAGCUGCGUGCCCGAUGCCACCCCACACCCACGCAACCCAAGAAGCCAGGCAACCGCGAUCCGGCUCGGGAUGCCUUCUCCGAGAGGACUCGGCGACACGGCCGGGCCUUUCCGAGCACUCACGUCAACAACCGAGGUCGGGGCGCGGCCAUUUUCCCUGUCUUGUUGAUCAAACAGGAACUGCAGCGGUCAUUCCGGGACGAGAACAGGAACUGCAACGAUUGGUCCUCCGCUGA